Molecule: messenger RNA, 2174 nt
Organism: Orbicella faveolata
Lineage: Eukaryota; Metazoa; Cnidaria; Anthozoa; Scleractinia; Merulinidae
Source: RefSeq, a predicted model, not a curated record
AACUAUUGCUACUUAUACCGAAGUGAUUUAACGCCUUUCAAGUGCUGAAGUGAUUUCGUUUCUUCUAAGGUUACUUGCGUCAUUUUUGAAAGCGCGAUUAAUACGAUUGGCAGGCAAGAGUAGCGCGCGCUAUUGAGUCUCAGAAAAAAAACUGUAGUAAGCCACCUUAAUAGAAAACCGUGGGUCUGUUUGGGAAGAAGAUUUUUUAGAAAGUGGAAGGGUCUAUUUUUAGUUCUCUUUUAUUAUUGAUUUGUAGCUUCAGAUUCUGAACUCGUUUCUGCCAAAACUGGACCGUUUGUGCCAAAACUUCUGAGCAUAUCUCGUGAGUAGAGACAGUUUUCAUCAAUCACCUCCCUUUUCACCAAUCACUGCCCCGUCUGAAGACACUUACCUCGUAACGCUGAAAAAUGGGAAGAAAGAAAAGCAAAAGUCAUCCGUGUUGCCUUUGAAAUAAAAACUGUUUCUUAACAGCCAUACUUACCUAACCUGAGCUGAAGGAGAAGUUUGAAAGAUGAAAAAGAAAAAGACGGAAAAUUAUCAGUACGGAUAUAUCGUUAUUCCUGUAUGAAAUUGGAGUUUUCGCCAUUUUUCGUAAUUUUGGCUAGUUUCUUACAAUUCUAUUUCCUACUCUUGGUUCACAUGUGGAACGGUCUAAUAUUAGUCCUUUUUGAUUCUUUACUUGUAGCUUCGGAUGCUGAACACGUUUCUGGCAGAACAAGCCCAAAAACAAGCUCGUCUGAAACUGCAACGGGUCGAAAAAAACACGCAGACCAAAGACAUUGCGAUCCAACACACGAGAUCCCCUCGAACAGUGGAGGUAGCAGUUCAGACCGAUAUUCCAGACAUCAUGGAGGACCUGCGAGAUCAAGUAAAAAGCCUUACAAAAAUUGUUGCAGAGCUGACCGAGAUGAAGGCUAGAGAAAAGAUACCCAGUCUACCGGUGUUGAGCGACUCGGAUCUCACGUUCAUCAAUCAGGACGAUGUCGACGUCGUUGAGGAAACACCUCCUCAAGCUCCUCCCGCUGCCAUCACUUCACCUAUUAUUGUGCCAGAACCCCAAGUUCCUCAGCCACUUUCCGCUCCGUUAUCACCCCCCACCUAUCCUCCACCUCAGAUUCGGUCUCCUUUGUCCACCAUCGAUAGAAAUUCACAUGUCUUCCGCAGCAUCCCGAGUCUUGGACCUUCAGACCAGCAGAAGCAGAAAGUGGAGGCCAUCGUCGUCUUUGGCAAAGAAAUGAUAUCCUCUGCCAUGGCGUGCAUCGACACAUUAUUCUCUGACGAAGAGCUGGCUAAUAGCAACACUACAAAAGCAGUAUACUUGUCAGUGAUAGCUUUUUUUUCUGUAAACUAUUAUGUGAAGUCAACGGUAGAAGCCUUCCAUGUCCGAAAGUAGACUACGGACGCAAUUCAUUUUGUAAUCAGUACAAUUUCAGCAAUAGCUUUCUUGCACUGUUGGGUAGUUUUAAAAGCGUGUCAUGUGAGAAAAAGAACUGUUUAAUUAACGUAGACUACAAAACAAGUGAUUUUUUAAACAGUAUACUUGUCAGCGAUAGUUUUUUUUUCUUUAAAAUAUCGUGUGAAGUCAUCAAUAGAAGCAUUUCAUGUACGAAAGUAGACUAUUGACCCAAUUCAUUUUGUAAUGAGUACACUUGACAGCAAUAGCUUUUUUAAACUGUUGUGCUUAAAAGCGUGCCAUGUAAGAAAAUAAAGUAGAAUUUUGCUAAAUAUAACUGCUUUGUAUCGAGAAGAGUGCCGGGAGGUGGGAAUACCAUAAUUUUAGUAUAGUGAGUACUGUUGAAACUGUCUAAAGGAACACUAAAAUAAUUAAUUUAUAGUUUUGACCAUCAAAACUCAAAACGUUUGAGUAUAUCUCGUGAGUAGACUGUUUUCACAAAUCACUUCCCUUUUCACCAAUCACUGCCCAGUCUGAAGGCAACUACCUCGUAACGCUAAAAAAGGGGAAAAAAGAAAAUCUCAAGUCAUCCGUGUUUACUCUGAAAUAAAAACUAUUUCUUAACAGCCAUACUUACCUAACCUGAGCGGAAGGAGAAGUUUGAAAGAAGAAAAAGAAAAAGACGAAAAACUAUCAGUACUGAUAAGUCAUUAUUCCUGCAUGAAAUUGGAGUUUUUGCAAUAUUUUGGCUAUUUUCUUACUAUUCUAUUUCCUACUCUUG